Messenger RNA from Symbiodinium pilosum, 5649 nucleotides. The record is from the annotation of a GenBank genome assembly. NCBI's taxonomy places the organism in Eukaryota, Dinophyceae, Suessiales, Symbiodiniaceae.
AUGAGUGUAUUGUUCACAGGCCUGCCACAACGCGUUGCUGCCGAAGAGCAGCGGAACGCCCAGAUGGAAGAAAUUGUUGUCACCGCACGUAAACGCGAAGAGCGGCUGCAGGACCUGCCUGGAUCUGCCGCUGCAAUCACCGAAACGAUGAUUGAAGACCUCGGCGGCAUUUACAGCCUCAGGGAUGUCACCGAUCUGAUUCCGGGUAUUACCCUGGUGGAAGCCGCCAGCUCUGACCUGAUGGAGCCGAGUAUUCGAGGAGCCGGACAGUCCCGCAACAGAUCCUCCGUGUCAGCUACCGGGUUCUAUCGUAAUGGUGCCUACUUUGCCAGCCAGAGUCUCGGCGGCAGGAGUCUGGCGCGUAUGGAUACUUACGACGCACAACGGAUAGAAGUGCUGCGCGGACCCCAGGGUGCGCUGUAUGGUCGAAAUGCCCUUGGCGGUGCGAUGAACGUCAUAUCGAAGCGCCCUGAUUCCGAGCUCGACUUCAAACUUGGUGUGCGCGCCGGAGAGCUUGACUACCAGGGUUAUGAAGCCAUUGCCAAUAUCCCGCUGGGAGAAACUUUCGCAGCCCGGGUCAGCUAUUUCACCGAAGAGCGCGAUGAUGGGUUUUUUGAAGACCAGGCGGGUAACCCGGUUGACGUGACCGAAUUUGAUCACCUUCGACUCGGGUUGCUUUGGAAUCCAACCCAGGAAAUGGAAAUUUAUUAUUCUUUUGAUCAGUCCGAAGAACGUUUUUUCCCAGGCAUACGGCAGCGCUUUCGGGAUACCCAAACCGAUCUUCGGCAAACUCUGAUUAACACCCCUCAUAUCGGUGAUCACGACAUCGACAAUCAUGCGCUGACCAUUGAUUACACCUUUGCUAAAGGCAUUUUCAGUGCGGUGACCAACCUGCGUGAACGUGAAGUCUAUCGAUUGGAAGAUGAUGAUUACUUUCUUGCUAAUGCGAAUGCAGCCGCUGUACUGACGCGGCAGCAGGAAACGUUUGUGGAUGCAGACAUCUUCUUUCAAGAGUUGCGUUGGACCUCUACCCUUGGCGGUGCAUUCGAGUACCUCAUUGGCGCUGACUACUACUCGAUGACUACCAGUGAGCUGAUUGACGAUUUCUCCGCAGGUGGGCCAACAGUUGCCACAUCUUCCAUCCGUGACUGGGAAACGGAUAACAAGAGUUGGGCUGUCUAUAUAUCGGCUGACUACGAUUUUGCCAAUAUCCCAUUGUCCAUUAACGCUGAGAUUCGCUAUGCCAAAGAUAAAGUCGAUGGCGAUAUUUUAACCAUCACGCCAAACUCGUUGCCGCUGGUGCGCCUUGACCUAGAGGCAGAUAACGAUUUCACUAACACGCCUUGGGGCCUCACAGCAUCCUGGCGUUUUGAAAACGUCAGCGGCGAGCUUUCAGAAGCCAUGGCCUAUGCCAAAAUUGGUUCAUCUUAUCGCCACGGUGGCCUGAAUCUGGGUUCGGGUUUGCCUACCGAUGCUUUCCCCACACAGGCUGUCUAUGAUGAAGAAGACUCCCUGUCAUACGAAAUAGGCGCCAAAACCUCAUGGUUGGGAGGCGCCGUGAGCUUGAAUGCAGCAGCGUUUUUCAACACUUACAACGACUUUCUGGAUACCACAACCAAUGGUUGCCCGGAGCUGUGUCCGUUUCUGGACCCGGUCACCCUUGAAUCUCUCGGCUUUGAAGCAAACGGCGACCGUAUCGAGGUGACCCCAGGCGGUGACCCCGGACUCCAGUCUCCCACCGCUUUUUUCAUCGGUAAUGUAGGAGAGCUUGAAAGUUGGGGUUAUGAGAUUGAAACCAUGUUUCGUUUCAAUCUGAAUGAGUCUGGCGGGCGCCUCCUCGGGUCAGUCGGUUAUUCAAAACAGAUGGGUGAGGUCACGGAGAUCGGCAGUGGUGUGAAUCCCUCCCAGGCUGAUGAACUGGGUGCACGCUUGAAUUUUGUGCGGCCUACAGAGCUGAAAGGCAACCUGACCUGGCGACAGCCACUGCCGGGUUUUGAUGGCGUUACGAUGCUGGCAGCAGCCACCUAUAUUCACGAAAGCGGUGGUUUUACGGCACUGAAUACCAGCCGACUGAAAAUUGACGGUGUAGAUCGCCUGGAUCUGCGCCUGGGCCUUGAAAGCCAGCACUGGAGUGCAACGUUAAAUGGCAACAACGUGCUGGACAAGGAAUACUUCACCGAUCGAACGGCGGUUCGGUUCCGAAUGAAGCUUGCUUUGCUUGGUGCUGUCCUGCUGGCGGUGUUGACCACCGCCACAGUAUCUGCAGAAGAUUACCUGUCUGAGGCGUUGCGCGAGCGCGUUGAAACGCUCAAAGCCGACGUUGCGAUCAACCCCACAGAUUCCCAGAACGCCGCUCAGCGGUCUCAGGUGAUGUGGGAGUGGGUCAAUGCGUUUGCCCAAAGUGGUGGCUAUGUGCCGGUCAAUCUGACGACGAUUUUGCGACCAGCGUCCAGCGAAGCAUUGCCACCGAGAAUGGCGGCAACCUUUGAUGACUACGUUUUUGAAAUGUCGUUGUUUGAUGAGCAGCCAGACGCAAUUGGAUCAGUUGCUACUACCCUGGGGCCUUAUGAGGCUCGCAGCUGGGCGACAUUGCAGCAGACAUACACCGUUGGUGAAAAACACAUGACACGCGGUGGUGGUAUGGCAGUACCGCGCCACUUCAUGGCGAACUAUGGCAUGUUUCAGACCAGCGAUCCUGCUGGGGAUAACUAUGUCUUCGUGUCCUCCAGCAAUCCCGCGGCGGAGUUUGUAGUUGAUACCUAUCCCAUCAAUGGCAUGCACGGCGGUUUCCGGGGUGCGCAACCCGUGCUGUUCUUUCGCCUGAGUCAGGGUGAGCUCAAAACCGGUGAUACGCUGACGGUAACCUAUGGAGGGCGUGGGCAAGGCGGGCGGGGUCUGUUGAUGCCUACCUUUUCCAGUGACCAUAUGCCGUUCCCACUGUACGUCCUGUUUGAUCCAGAGGAGUCACUGGUUUCGUUACCCAUUGCACCGGUGCAGGUGACCGGCACUAAAAUCGCCGGCGUCCAUGCCUUUGCGCCUUCCGUUGUUCGACCCGGCGAGAAGUUCGAUUUUUCGGUACGCGCCGAGGAUCAGUUUUACAAUCGUGCGGUGGGUCUGAUUCCUGGCUUCAAGGUGUACGCUAACGAAAAGCUGCUGGCGGAGUUGCCGCCAGGUGAGCAGGCCAUCCAGGUCAUCAGUGAGGUCAGUUUUGCUGAUUCGGGCGUACAGCGGAUAACUGUGGUGAGUGAAGAUGGCAGUAUCACCGGCUCAGCCAAUCCGAUUCUGAUCUCCACCGAUGCACCCAAAAUCCGCUGGGGGGAUACCCACGGCCAUUCGGGGUUUGCAGAAGGCAUCGGUACACCUGAUCGUUUUAUGCAGUGGGCUAAAGAAGAUGCGCGUCUCGAUUUUGUCACGCAUUCGGAACACGACAUCUGGAUGGAUGAUUUUGAGUGGCAGGUGCUCAAGGACAACGUGGAAAAAUACACGGAACCGGGACGUUUUGUGGCCUAUCUGGGUUAUGAAUGGACAACCUUAAAUAUAUUUGGUGGACAUCACAAUGUCCUGUUCCGCACGCCGCAGAAUCGCGAACGUGUACCCACACAGUUCUAUCCAACUUUGUCGGACCUGUAUGCCGGUCUGCGUGCCAAACAUGACCCGCGGGAUGUGGUUGUUAUUCCUCAUGCGCAUCAGGCCGGCAAUUACCGUCUGGGUGAUCCACGUCUGCAGCCGCUGGUGGAAAUCAUGUCACAACACGGUAACUUUGAGUGGUUUGGUCGCAUGUACCUCAGCCAUGGCCAACAAGUAGGAUUUACUGCGGCUAGCGAUAACCAUCUCAGCCAGCCCGGUUAUACUUCUGUCAAAGACAGCAGCCUGUCCCAGCGAGGCGGGUUAGGUGCUGUGAUGGCGGAUGAGGUCAGUGUUGAUGCCAUUUUUGAUGGCAUGAAAAACCUGAGCGCUUAUGCCACCACCGGCGAUCGAAUCAUUCUGCAGACCCAGGUGAACGGGGUGCCGAUGGGGCAACGCAUGGACUUUGCCCGUGAGCGCAACAUAUCCGGUCGGGUAGUCGGCACCGCUCCGAUCAGCACCAUCACGGUUUUCAAGAAUGAUGAAGUGCUGUGGGAACAGGAUUACCUGACGGUCCAGGAAGGACGCUUAGCUGACGAAGAAACUUUUUUCCUCAGCUUUAUGAGCGAUUCAGCGCCAAAACAUCGUGGUGAUAACCCAAGGGGCUGGCGUCCCUGGCGCGGAACGUUGGAAGUGGUUGGUGCUCAGCUGGUCAGCGCAACGUCUUCCGAUAUCAUAAACUCCACGGAAACCAAUCUGUAUGUCGAUGCAGGUAACCCAAACCUGGUGCAUUUCACGGCUGCAUCCCGUGGUGCGGCAACGUCGAUGAAGCUCGAAUUACAGAAUCCAUCCCGCAACACUCGAUUCAAGCUCUCCCUGAAAGACGGCCGUGAGUUUGGCAGCGGUCCGCCGAUUUUCAGAGCGCCAGCUCAGGUGCCAGGUGCAGAUGUUGAGCUGAGUUUGCGCCAACUAGACAGGGGUGAAGUGACCGAGGUGCUGCCAUUUGAUGGGUAUCUGGACACCAUCAGAUUACGCCGGGUGAUUACUCAAGGUGCUCAAGAUGUGAGCUUUGCAUUGAGCGACGUGGGUGAUAUUCAAGGUGACUACUAUUUUGUACGGGUUGUUCAGGCGGAUGUCUAUCGAGUGGACUGGUACUCGUUUCUGGCGGUGCUGGUGCUGACCUUCUGCGCUGCAGCGCCGAUUGCCGCCGCACCUGUUCUGGUCGCUGAUGUGGACUAUCGCGCGGAUACUCAGAGCGCCUUUGAUCCAUUGCGGGCGUUGGAUAUUUAUUAUCCUUCCGAAAGGAAACUUGCUCGCCGGAUUGUGUUCUUUAUCCAUGGGGGUGGCUGGGCGAUUGGUGAUAAAAGUAACCAGGCCACUCUGGCGAAGGCACAAUUAUUUACUGACCUGGGUUAUGUGUUUGUCAGCACAAACUACCGUCUGUCGCCGCGCCCGGGGCAAGAAGCGGGUACAGAAAGAAUAAGACACCCUGUGCAUAUCAAUGACGUGGCCGAUGCACUGGCGUUUCUUGUCACAAAUGCGUCUUCGCUUGAUCUCGAUGUAAAAGGUAUUGGUCUGGUAGGGCACUCCUCAGGGGCACAUCUGGCUGCCUUACUGGCCAGUGACCAGGCGUUGCUGAAGCGACGGCAUAUUGACCCCGCGAUCAUCAAAGGCCUUGUGGUGCUCGACACGCUGGCAUUGGAUGUCGACACGAUAAUGAAAACAAAACUGCCGCCACGCGCCAGGUCGAUCUACGAAAACGCGUUCGGCAGCGCGGAAGAGAACCAGAACGGCGAACUCUGGCGCUCAGCUUCUCCUAUUGUGUUUGCGGAUGCAGCAGACCCUCCCGUGUUGGUCAUAACCCAGAGUCGGGUUACAAACCGGGUCGAGCAGGCCUUGAGGUUUAUCCGCGCUCUGGAGCAACCAUCGACAACAAGCCUGUUCACGGUCACGCGGAGCCACAGACAGAUAAAUCACGACCUGGGCGGUGCUGAAGAUCCGGCAGGCAUCACCACCCGCGUGGUAGAAUUCUUUGACCAGGUUUUUGCCAGCGAAAAUGCAGCUGAUCUGGCAAGCGGUGGUUAG